Messenger RNA from Penicillium alfredii, 315 nucleotides. RefSeq lists its product as uncharacterized. Bases 1 to 315 code for a protein of 104 amino acids. The transcript has a single exon. The record is from RefSeq and is a predicted model, not a curated record. Gene Ontology annotation, molecular function: oxidoreductase activity. Lineage: Eukaryota; Fungi; Ascomycota; Eurotiomycetes; Eurotiales; Aspergillaceae.
AUGCCGCACACCUCCCUCAUCCUCUACCCCAAUGACCCCGACACCAAGUUCGACGAGACCUACUACCUGCAAACCCACAUGCCGCUGGUGGACUCGGUGUGGAAGAAGCACGGCAUGACCAGCUGGGCCAUCCACAAGCACAACAAUGCGCUCGAUGGCUCGCCGUCCAAGUAUCUGAUCACGGCCACCGUUCAGUGGGAGAGCCAAGAGGCCACGCAAGCGGCAUUGAAGGACCCCGACAGUGCGCGUGUGUUCCAGGAUAUCCCGAACUUUACCAACAAGCAGCCUGUGACUCUGACGGGCGAUGCUCUCUGA